AGGCACAGAGCGGGACGUUCCAAAUUAAAACACGGAAGUCCGUCCUGUGUUUGUGUGCCGUUUAAUAGCAGUUGUUAACAAUUAAAGAAAAUAACUUAUAGGACGAUGUUGCGAGACGUCUCAUCUCUUAGGUAGAAACGAGAUUCAAGUCAGUCCUUCGCUGGUAUUAAUGCUGAAGUCCAGACGGGUCUGUCUGCUCAGUUGUUGAAGCGCAUUGUACUGAUGGCACUUUGCUGUUAUCUUUCCAGCACGUAGACCAGGAUCUAUCCCUAGUGCGUCAUGGAGGAGCUCUACACCUUGGAGAGGGAGGUUGGACGAGGCAGCUAUGGUGUGGUGUUCGAGGGCCACAUGGCCAAAACAGGAGAGAGGGUGGCCAUAAAGCGGCUUCCCUGCAGCAACCCAGAGUGCAUUGAACUCUACCUGCAAGAGCUGUGGGCCAUGAGAGCCACAGCUCAGAACCACUUCAAUGUCAUUGCUCUCCACAGCUGCCUUCUGCAGACAGGACCAAGGAGCUUGAAGACUCUAAAACCAGGGAAGUUGCCUUUACGUCUAGUUGAGAGUGUGCUGAAGGGGAAUGUAUCCGGUGCACCUCGAAGCCAGGAAGGAAGUGAUUCCCAGCCUAACACCCAAAGGAAGGCCGUCACUGUUUCUGCACUCAAGGACAGGACUAACAAUGUCCAGUCCAGGGUUAAGCCCUAUGACAAGACUAAAUCAAAUGAACGUUAUCCUACAACUCCACAAAGGCCUCGGAGCAGAGGCAAGAAGAGACCAGUGCCGAGUGAGGAUGAGCAGCAGGUGCCCCUGCGUCACUUGGCACUGUGGCUUGUGAUGGAGUACUGUGACGGGGGCGACUUGAAUCAGUACCUGCUCUCCAGCCUACCAGACGCUCAGCGAAAUCACAGCGUGGUCAAACAGCUCUGCAGUGCUAUGGCCUUUUUGCACAGUCUGGGUAUUACCCAUCGAGACCUGAAGCCUGACAAUGUGCUGGUGUGUGUGACACCCAAGGGCCCGAUUGUCAAGGUGGCAGACUUUGGUCUGAGCAAAAUGAGUGGAGGUCUGGUGGACGGCGAUCUCACAAGGCAGCACUUCUCUUCUACCUGUGGCUCUGACUUCUACAUGGCUCCAGAGGUGUGGGGUGGACUGACCUACACCGCCCAGGCAGACAUCUUCUCCCUGGGUGUGAUGUUCUGGGCCGUGCUGGAGAGGAUCACCUUUGUAGAGGAAGGGACCACUCAGGAACAGCUUGGUGCUUACGUGUGUAAGGGUCGCUGGUUGAUGCCACUGGGGGAAGCUUUGUGGGAGAACGCUGACCUUCAGCUAUGUAUCCCUAUGAAGUUUAAGAGAGCCCCCCCGCUGCCACCCCCCCCUGGUCCAGCUGUAUGCACCCUGCUUUUAGAAAUGCUCGACUCGAACCCUGAUGCUCGGCCCACAGCAAACCAGCUAGAAUCCAGAGUGCGCUCUGCUCUGAAAGAGGACUCCCACUGACAGAGAAAGCGCUUAAGAGUCUGUAAUGGCAACAGCUGCUGCAGCCACAACAUGAUAAUAUUGACUCUGGACCCCCUGACUGCAGUGCUCUCAACAUAUAGGCAGAAGCCACUUUGCUGCAGCAGAGAAUUGGGGGAUACAAAUGUCUAUCAUUUUAUGGGUUGAGUUGCUUUUAUCUCACCAACACUGAAUAUGAUUUCAUAGACUGCGUAUGAAACAAAACAUAAAGGGAGAUAAGCGUGAAUGAGAAGAGCUCUAUUCGAGUAUCGUACAUUGAAAUUGAAAUGAGUGUGUAUAGAGAUCUAGUGGGACUUUCUCGAGCUGUAUGUGAUAAUGCUCGGGUCCUGCAGGCAUGACAGAGAAAACCCAUUUUACUGAGUGUAUGGCUGAAAUGAAAUGCAAGGGAUUACUGCUGCUUUAUGUCGGAGUCUAAUCUGUUCAACUUGAUAUGUAGACAUUGAGCUUGUAUUCAUUCACAGGUAGAGCUAACAUUUAUGCCUUUUGUUUUGACCAUCAACCGAAGGGCCAACUAUUGUUUCCUGUGUAUUUAAAUGUGUUUAUUCGACUGUCACCUCUGUAAGAGAUGGUGGUGUAAACCAGAUUUGCUUUUCACUUGUUUUAAAAUUUGACAUGAAUUUCUAAUCUUUUAAGGGUUACGAAGUGUUGGACUCGUUUAUUUUAUUAUUUCACCAUUUGACUUUGAGUUGCUAACAUUUGAGUGUGUUCCUCUGGUUAAUAAAAGUUUAGUCAAACUA
Messenger RNA from Notolabrus celidotus (New Zealand spotty), 2240 nucleotides. RefSeq lists its product as uncharacterized. Lineage: Eukaryota; Metazoa; Chordata; Actinopteri; Labriformes; Labridae. Bases 280 to 1485 code for a protein of 401 amino acids. Gene Ontology annotation, biological process: protein autophosphorylation; autophagosome organization; peptidyl-serine phosphorylation. The transcript is spliced from 4 exons. The record is from RefSeq and is a predicted model, not a curated record. Gene Ontology annotation, cellular component: cytoplasm; autophagosome. Gene Ontology annotation, molecular function: protein serine/threonine kinase activity; ATP binding.